Columba livia (rock pigeon) is the source of this 3046-nucleotide messenger RNA. RefSeq names its product amyloid beta precursor protein binding family B member 1 interacting protein (gene APBB1IP). The record is from RefSeq and is a predicted model, not a curated record. The transcript is spliced from 14 exons. Gene Ontology annotation, cellular component: cytosol; plasma membrane. The coding region runs from base 162 to 2147 and encodes 661 amino acids. Gene Ontology annotation, biological process: signal transduction. Lineage: Eukaryota; Metazoa; Chordata; Aves; Columbiformes; Columbidae.
GGCCGCGCCGGGGCGCCCGGCAGCCCGCGGGGCGGCCCCACUUCUCCACAGGCUGAGGGCGAGCGAGGUCGCGCCGUGCCGGGGCAGAGCCGCCUCGCCGUCCCGCGCUUCCUGUUCGCAGAGCCUCCGAGAGACGGCGGCCCCCUCCCCAGCCCGCCAAGAUGGAGCAAACAUGUGAGGAUAUAGAUGAAAUGUUCAGCAAUUUACUUGGGGAGAUGGACAUGCUGACCCAGAGUUUAGGAGUGGAGACUGUACAACCUCCAUCCCCCAAAGUGUCCAACAAUGAAUUUAGCUUUACAGUUGGUUUUAAAGAUUUAAAUGAAUCCCUAAGUACCCUAGAGGACAAAGACCUGGAUGCUUUAAUGGCUGAUCUUGUAGCAGACAUAAAUGAUGUUGAACAGAGAACUUUACAAGCCCAGAAAACUUCUUCUGGCAACCAGCAAAUUGUGGUCACGCAGCCUUCAACAGGUUUGGAUAGUGACGUUUAUUCUAAAUCGAGUCCCUAUGUUACCAUUACUGGACAAUUUGGAGAUGAUUUGCCCCCUCCACCUCCAGAACCUGAUUUAGACCUUCCUCCGCCACCACCACCGCCUCCUCCUGAGCCCCUCACCCAGGAAGAACGAGAGGCACAGGCUAAAGCUGAGAAGAUUAAACUUGCCUUGGAGAAACUGAAGGAAGCCAAAGUUAAAAAGCUUGUUGUCAAGGUGCACAUGUAUGAUAACAGCACGAAGUCACUGAUGGUGGAUGAGCGUCAGGUAACACGGGAUGUUUUAGACAAUCUCUUUGAGAAAACCCAUUGCGACUGCAACGUGAACUGGUGUCUGUAUGAAAUGUACCCAGAGCUGCAAAUUGAAAGGUUUUUUGAAGACCAUGAAAAUGUUGUUGAAGUGUUAUCAGGCUGGACGCGUGACACUGAGAAUAAGAUACUGUUUUUGGAAAAAAGUGAAAAAUAUGCUUUAUUUAAAAAUCCCCAGAAUUUCUACCUGGCAAACAAAGGGAAGAAUGACAGCAAAGAAAUGAAUGAUAAAAUCAAAGAGGCUUUACUGGAGGAAAGCUUCUGUGGGGCAUCUGUCAUUGUGCCAGAGCUUGAAGGGGCCCUUUAUUUAAAAGAAGAUGGAAAAAAGUCCUGGAAGAGACGUUAUUUCCUUCUACGAGCUUCUGGAAUUUAUUAUGUACCCAAAGGAAAAACCAAGACAUCCCAGGAUCUGGCAUGCUUCAUUCAGUUUGAGAAUGUGAAUGUUUAUUACGGUUCUCAACACAAAGCGAAGUAUAAAGCACCUACAGAUCAUUGCUUUGUCUUAAAGCACCCCCAGAUUCAAAAAGAGUCACAAUAUAUCAAGUACUUAUGCUGCGAUGAUCAAGCAACCCUGCAUCGAUGGGUAACAGGAAUAAGAAUUGCCAAGUAUGGCAAGACACUAUAUGAUAAUUACAAAUGUGCCGUGAAGAAAGCUGGCUUGUCCUCUCGGUGGGCAAAUCAAGGGAUGGUGGAACCAGCUGCCCCUGCAGAAUCCCAAUCAGCAGGUGCUGUUCAGGCAAAUGGACAGAUUCCCCAAAUUGUUCGUCGUUCCAGUACAGAAUUUCCAGAGACUCAGAAGAAAAUGGAUGCAUCGGAGGCACAGGCUAAGCCAAAUAACGUCAGCGCGCCUGCCCUGACACAGCCAGCGAUGAGGCCACAGAAGUACCAGAGUAAGAGGACCUCACUGCUGCCUCCUCCUCCACCGGAAAGGCGGUCAUCUGCGAUUUCUGUUUCACCCAUCCUACCCUCCAAAGUCAAACGAGACAGCGGAGAUUUCCUAACAGACCCAGACAGCUUUCCAGCACCACCACCUACGCUGAUGAUCGAUUUACCACCACCACCAUCUGAUUUCUCUGAACCUCCUCCUGAUUUUGUGCCUCCACCGCCGCCAGCCUCCAGCAGCGCUAACGGAGACCUGCCAUUGCCCCCUCCACCUCCACCUGUCGCCAUUAAGCCACCACCUCUGACAAAGAAACCUGUGCCACUUCCUUCAAAAAGGCCAGAAAACACAGGACAAGCUGGAGAGCCACGGUCAGCUGGGCCACCCCCACCUGGGGGUGGAGGCAGGCAAGCAGAUUUCCUGUCUGACCUGAUGAAAGCUCUUGAGAAGAAAAGGGGCAGCACCUCCUGAACUCUGGGAGCAGGUGGACUUCAAGCCAUAGCUGUUUUUGUGAGGCAUCAUGGAAGGUCGUGCUGGAUCAGGCUCUCCAGGAGGAAUUCUCCUUCAGAGUUCCUCCUGGGGGUCUCAACAAGUAAGGUGGGGUGCCCUCUGUCCCCCACUUUGUUCCUAUAACCUGCUGCUUUCCCGCCCCCCCCCAUUAACAACCAUCCCAACAUCAGCCCAAGGUAAGAACUGGCUGCAGGGUCUUGUUUCACUGCAUCAGGCCAGCAGAGGUGGUGGAGAAGUGCAUCUGCUGUGCUGCCCCUCUGGUACAACUGGAGCUGAAGGAAAAAAUACAACACUGUCCUCAUGCAAAUUUUGAGAAGUGGGAAGAUCCCUUUUCACAGAAUUCCUCUUACAGGUUCUUUAUCAGAAAUCCCCCAGCCGGUGUGUGUGAGGGGGUGUUUCAAUAAAACGACCCCAUUUCUUUUUCAAAAAUAGUCUGUCUUAACAAGUAAAACCUCACCUAGAUUAUUCCGAGAUACAAAGCAGGACUGUGGCCCUUUCCAGACAGUGUCACUAAAUGUUACACACUCCUGCUUCCGUCUGCAGCUCCAGUCAUACCUGUCAGCACUCACCGUUGCUGGCUUUUCAUCUUGUUUAUUUAGUUAAUCUUAGACAAAGAAAAAUUUUUAUUCCAAAAUCUUCUAAGCUUCCCUUGGUAAGCAGGAAUUUUUUUUCCUGCUGGUUAACAUUUGUCUUCAAAGUAUACCUAGAAAUAGCCUGUCUCCUGAAAGACUCUGUAAUUAUCUUGUACCUGAUAUGUCUCCUCUUACAUUUUUUUUCAUUUGUUCUCCCAUUUUAAUUCUCCGUUGUUCAUUUAGGCAACAUUCAGUAUGAGUUCUCAAAUAAAAAUAGCUUCUAUUCUA